CACUCCGGGGCUGCAGUUCACUCACCAUGGCCUCGUCUCCCCUCAGAGACUUUCUGGUUACAUAUUUAAUGCCAGAAAAAUGUUACGAGAGGAUUGUAGUGAAGCUUCAGCUGGACGGUCCUUGUUUAAAGUUUGUGCUGAACAGGAUCGUGGCAUUAUGCAUCAUACUGGACACCUUUUUAGCUCAGCUGCCUCAGCUGUUGAAGAUAGUGUGGAGAGGAAGUGCAGAGGGCCUGAGUCUGACCGCCAGCCUGCUGCAACUUUAUGCCUUCUCAUGUCCUGUUGUGUACGCCAUGACCAACAACUUCCCGUUAUUCGCCUGGGCUGAGAGGUUCAUCGUGUUGGCUCAGACAGCAGCGCUCGUCUUCCUCAUCCUGCAUUACCGCGGCGAAACCCUCAAAGGCAUACUGUUGCUCUUGUGCUACACCGGUGUGAUGUUCCUCCUGGGCUCCUAUACAGCUAAAGCUGUCGCCUCAGUGCUGCAGGACUCCAGACUGGCAGGUUUAAUUGCAAGCAAGGGUUUCCAGGCUCGUACAAACUACUGUAACGGUCACACCGGCCAGCUGUCCACCCUCUCUGUGUUGCUAUCAUGGACAGGCUCUCUGGGAGUUCUCUAUGUGUCUCUACAGGACAUUGAAAGCUGGUUUGAGGCUUUCUUACACGUUCUGUCAGCGUGCCUCAGCUGCGUCCUCCUGGCCCAGGUCCUCUGCUACAGGAGCAGCACGGCCACAACUCAAAAGAAGAGUGAGUAGAGGAGGAGGAGGAGGAGAAAUGGACUCGUGCAAACCCUGUCGCUUUAAAUAUGAUGGGUCAUUCUGUGCCACAUUCUGGCCUGACAGUUAAUACAGCACAGAAGUAGCAGCAACAUUUACAAGAUGAUUAUGUAAAACUAAAUCAAACAAGUCAUAUGAGAAGUCUUGUUGUCAUGCAAUUUGAUACCUUAUUUCUUACUUCUUUUAGUGUUUUAAGGGUGAGGGAUGAACAGUCUUUUGUCUCCCUCUAGUGGUUAAAGGGAAGAAUUACUGAACUGUCACUAACGGUUUGUUUUUGGGUGUGGUUGAAGUUGCCUGGUGGCUCUGUUACUAUUUUUCCAGCCACCUCAAAUUGUGGUUCACUAACUAUUUGCAGAAGUCAAAACGUGAAUGUUUUUAAUCCCAACUCUAAACUGGCUGAUCGUGUACAUCAGUGGAUAAGAAACAGUGAGGCUAAAACAAGAAGAGUUUCUCUUUUUUGUAAUAAGUGAGAGCUAUACCUAAAUCACACACGUGGUGUUAAAUAUGGGAGGAAGUCCGGUCACUCACUCACACACACACACUCACACAAACUUCCAUUGAGUCGUGUUUUUUUCACUUUCUAGUUCCUAUGAUGUGUUAAGGCAACAUCACGCUGGUGAGGCAUUCAUGUGACAGGGACGUUUCUGUAUGUAUGGUGACUGGAGAAAACGCUCAGUAAACUCUGUAAAAGUCACUCCAGUUGAAAUUGUGUUUUCUAUUUUUUAUGGUUUAUUUGAUAGUGACAGAUACAAUAUACAAAGACGCACUGAAAACAACAAUCCAAUGCAAGUAUCGUAGUGUUUAUAGCGAGGGCUAAUUUGCAACACUCGUCCCUACAAGAAAAAGGAGAAAGAGUAAACUGGGUAGAGCAAGAUGCAGUGAGAUAUUUAGCUGUGACGUUAAGUAGCUACAAAAAACUAAUCAUGAGUUCGAGUGUGUUUCUGAACUAACCAGCACUGGGUUGCUCUCUUAAAAGUAGUAAAGUUCGCAGUAAGCUUCAGGUGAUCAGGUAGCAAGUUCCAGGAUGUUGCUCCUUUCAUGCAGUACAGCUUCAUGUUUUUCUGUUUGGCAACAGAUAAUAUGUUAUCCUAUUUCUUUUCUAUUCCUCAACAGUAAAAUAGUUUCUCCAUAGAAGUCGUCUGUUACAGUGUUACGGGUUUAUUUAACGAGUCUCCAGGUUGUGUUUUGAUGUUCAUGGUGCAUGUCGCAGCUCACUCGAGCAGCUCGAGGGGUUACGAGCUUUAGUCAAUCAUUUAUCAGAUAUUUCUUGCUGCUCUUAGAGAUUGAACACCAAGCAGCUUGACGUCACAAACACUACGCUUCAAACACUUUGCUGGCUCAAGUAAAAAGAAAACUAAUGCAGUCGUGUUAAGCUUCAUAUAUAACUUUUAAAUACCUGAACAUGUCGAUGUUUACAGAUGUUGUGUCCCCCCAGGAGCUGCUUUUUAGAUGUAAGAACUUUAUUUUCUUAUUGCAAGCCGCUCGGUUCCUCCACCGAUUUUUUUUUUUUUAAUCUUCUGCAUCAAUGACACAUUAAGCGAGUUUGUUUUGGCAGGUUCUUGUUAUUUCCAUCCAACUGAGCGUAAUAAACGUGUAAUUGCUCAAUAAUUAUAAAAAAAAAAGUUUCUCUGAAGAUUUUUACCGUGUUUCAUGUUCAUCAUUUUUAACAGAUUUUUUUUUUUUUACUUUAAUAAACGUUGAACUGCAUUUAAACAGGAUGUGAUUUUUUUUAAAUCUGGACAUUAAUAAAGUGAAAUGUUGCCACAUCAACCGUAUGUGAGUGUAGGCUUAAAGAGUUAACCCAGUUGUUGCAUUAAGUCGCCUUCAGGACAGCCACAGGUGUAAAGUAUGAACAAACACUCCCUGUGUGUACGAAGCGUCCUGUAACAAAUAAACAGCCUCUGUUGCUGUUAUGUUUGCAUCUUCACUCAGCUAGCUUUCCGGACGAUCCCGUCAGUUAUCCUAAGUGUGUGUUUAUGGAUGUUGUGCACACGCUCCAGGCUAGGCCGGGACAUGCUGUAACAAAAAACAUGCUUUUUGUGCUACGCCUAGAAAAACCUGUAGGUUAAUCAUGUCAGAGACGGAGAGGCUAAGUGGCCUCGGUACGUUAGAACCAAAACGUUAUGUGAUUUUAAAUGUGUCAUUUUUUUAUUUGUUAAGAGAACUCCCAUGAUUCCACAAAGUAAAUGAAUGACACAACCUUCUGUUUACUCGUAACAGCUUGAAUACGUCAUUACAUU
Molecule: messenger RNA, 3013 nt
Organism: Labrus bergylta (ballan wrasse)
Lineage: Eukaryota; Metazoa; Chordata; Actinopteri; Labriformes; Labridae
Source: RefSeq, a predicted model, not a curated record